This is a messenger RNA of Glycine soja, 1728 nucleotides long. Its product is annotated as probable E3 ubiquitin-protein ligase ZFP1. Gene Ontology annotation, molecular function: ubiquitin protein ligase activity. The record is from RefSeq and is a predicted model, not a curated record. Lineage: Eukaryota; Viridiplantae; Streptophyta; Magnoliopsida; Fabales; Fabaceae. The transcript is spliced from 5 exons. The coding region runs from base 366 to 1484 and encodes 372 amino acids. Gene Ontology annotation, cellular component: nucleus.
GGUAUAGUAUUCUGUAAAAUUAGAAAAGGGUGAUUAAAGGAAUGUUCUUUAUGCAUAUGUUGUAGUAUGAUUAGUUUUGAACAAAAGGGUGUUUGUUUUUGCUGUCUUCUGGGUUCAGGGGUAUAGUAUUCUGGAUAAUUAGAAAAGGGUGAUUAAAGGAAUGUUCUUUAUGCAUAUGUUGUAGUAUGAUUAAUUUUGAACAAAAGCAUGUUUGUUUUUGCUGUCUUCUGGGUUCAGGGGUAUAGUAUUCUGGAAAAUUAGAAAAAGGUAGUUAAAGGAAUGGUCUUUAUGCAUAUGUUGUAGUAUGAUUUUAUUCACUCUGGUUUGUAUAUUAGGAUUAGAUUGCAUCAACAAAUAUCAGUGAUAUGGAUCAAAUGAGUCAACAAGUCUAUUUUCACUCCGAAAGUAUCCAUUUCAGUGGCACCAACAUCUGUCUAGCUUCAGGGAAUGGAAUUAGUCUAGAUUGCCAUUAUGUACUAGAUGCUCAUGACAGCUAUUUAGAUCAGCACUUUCAACCAUAUGUACAAGGUCAUGCUUUGGCUUGGCAUCUGUCUCUUCCAGUGCCAUAUGUACAAGCUUUCAUUGCUAAUGGAAGUUCAUCAGAGAAUGGAAGAAUUGGUCCACAGAGAUAUCAUGAUACAACUAGCAGCAGAGGUGGCCACAGAUUUCCACAAAGAUAUCAUGAUACAACUGGCAGCAGAAGUGGCCACAGAUUUCCACAAAGAUAUCAUGAUACAACUGGCAGCAGAAGUGGCCACAGAUUUCCACAGAGAUAUCAUGAUUCAACUGGCAGCAGAAGUGGCCACAGAUUUCCCCAUCCUCCUCCACAGUACCAUAGCUUUCAUCAUCAAGUACUGCCUGCACAAGUGAUCAGAGGUCACUCCUUCAACAUUCAUCCUCCCGUAACUGCACCUUCGUAUAGAGUUCCAACAAAUCCUUCACACGGUUCUUCAAUCCUCAUACAUGAUGCUUUUGAGAUGGGUGCUAGGCAUCCUGGCUUUGCACCAUUUGCAGGCGCACGCAUACGCCAGUCUCAUAGAGGCAACUUGCAGGAGAUGAUAACUCUUAUAAAUCUUCCUCCUGCAGUCUUUUUCCCAGAUGAUGAUGUUGCUUUACUGGUUGACCAUCAUACUGAUAUGCACUUGGACACUGAAGAUAUGUCUUAUGAGGAUCUUCUUGAAUUAGGUGAGCAGAUUGGCAACGCAAAAUCGGGUUUAUCAGAAAAAAUAAUUACAAGUCAAAUGAAGACCAAAACUUAUAUACUACCUACUAAUGCUACUAACUUGGAGGAGGCAGAUUCUGAGGAACAGGAAACUGAUAUUUGCAUAAUAUGCCAGGAUGAAUAUAAGAACAAAGAGAAUAUUGGAAUUCUUCGAUGCGGCCAUGAAUAUCACGCAGAUUGUUUAAGGAGAUGGUUACUUGAGAAAAAUGUCUGCCCCCUGUGCAAAUCAGUAGCAUUGACUCCUCCAGGAGAAAAACAAUGAGAUUUACAAAUUCAUAUUUUUUGUUAUGUAUAUGAACUUGUACAUAUACACAGUUUCAUUGUCCAACUCAAUUAUUUGUUGGCACCACUGCACCAGAAGAUUUAUACGUAUAUCAAGUUGUACAGACUUCUGUUGAUAUAUGUUAACUUUAGGCAAUUACAUUUUGCUAGUCUUCUGUUUCAUUUUUUAUGUGAAUGGUUGAAUGUGCCAUGUCCAAAAGUAUACAAUGAAACCUUUUUAUUCA